Messenger RNA from Neohortaea acidophila, 1374 nucleotides. RefSeq lists its product as uncharacterized. The transcript has a single exon. Lineage: Eukaryota; Fungi; Ascomycota; Dothideomycetes; Mycosphaerellales; Teratosphaeriaceae. The record is from RefSeq and is a predicted model, not a curated record. Bases 1 to 1374 code for a protein of 457 amino acids.
AUGUCGGACCAGACGAGCGAUGAUGGCGCGCGCCGCAAGUGGCGGCAGGAACGCGACGCCGAGCUCCGCGGCGGACCACCCGGACCCUCCUACCCUCCCUCCAGCAGAAACGACUACGACGCUCCCACCUCCAACGGCCGCGGCCCAUACCCUCCCGCGCCCUCCGGUGGCCUCCCUCCCCAAGGUAUGCCAGACCCCGUCGUCCCUCCACCGCCCCUAGGCGAGCAGAGCCGCCGCCCGAGCGCCUUGAAGAGCGGCUCCGGCCAAGGUCGAGUGCCCUCCCACCUCAAGCCCGAGUUUCCCGACGAGGCUUCGUAUCUCGGCUCCACCGCGCCUGAUCUCGAGGCGAAGAACAAGCCGCGCCACAGGCAGUUCCGCGACAAGCGCGACGGCUAUGAAAGCGAGGAGGGCGAGCAGCUGAAGCGUGCCCGUCCGCCGCCUCCAUACGAUGCGAAUCCCAGCGUCCGCCAGCCGCCGGCACCUUCGCAAAACAGUGCUGACGCCUAUCGCGAACCAGAUGAUCGCAGGAGGUCGAGGAGAUACCCCCCAUCUGGUGAUGGUGCUCGAGGCCCGCCGCCUGGUGAUGACCCUCGAGGUGGUCCUGCCCCUCGGCGUGGAGAUCCAUACGCCGAUCGUGGAAGCGGCCGGCCCCCUCGAAGCAGCAGACGCGACCGUGGUGACGAUUACUACGAUGACGACCCGCCACCCCGCUCGUCGCGAAGGAAAGAUCACCCGGACGUGGAGUAUGGCUCCGAGCCCGUACCCGCCGUGAGGCGCUCGAACGGCGAGCGUCGCCCCCAACUCCCCAAAUCCGGAUCCUCGCGGCGAGAUCGAGACCGAGACAGAUAUGACGACAAUGACGAUGAUGACGAUCGCAGACGCCCUCCGCCGUCUCGUUCUACUCGCGACAGGAGGGAUCGCGAUCGAGACCGCCAUGAUGAUGACCGAGAUGACGAUUACGGCCGCUCCGACAGACGACGUCGAGACGAAAGGGAUGACAGGGACAAGGACAGCUAUCGGCGCGGAGAUAAGGAUCGAGCCCGAGAUCCUCCUCGCGACCGAGACCGCGACCGUGACGGCGACAAGUACGGAGCAGACCGCAGACGCGAUCGAUCCCGCCGCCGCUACAGCGACGAAGACAGCGAUUACGACGACCGACGCAGCCGCAGGAGUGACAAGUACGACCGAGAUGGCAGGCGGAGCGAUCGUGACCGCGAUCGCAGACGCAACAGCAGUGUGCCAAAGGAGAUGAAGAUUGGCGGCUUUGAUGUUGGGCCUUUGGUUCAGCAGGCGCAGAGGCAUUACGGAACGCUGGCGCCCAUCUUGACGCCUGUGGUGAUGAACAUGGCCAAGAAGUAUGUGAGCAAUAGGUAG